AUGCGUGGGACUUUCAUUCUUUUUUUUCUUUCGGUGCUGUGCGCCUCGGCCGCUGUCACUGAGUCUAAUCUCAAAUCUCAUGUUGAUGUGCUGGCGCUCGACCAUUCCUUCAACCCUGUCAAGGCGGCUUACUGGACCGGUUAUCCUCACCACCGACGCACUCCGUUCGCUGUCUCUCCUAAUGGAAAGACAGCAUACAUAGCCUAUCUCGAUGCCAGCGAAACCGAUGUCCAUGUCCAGGAAGUGAAUCCUACUACAUUCAAGGCUACUGGAACCACCGUCACUAUAAGCGGUGGAAAAGAAGCUGGUGGUCUUGUUGCUCAUGACGAUGGCUUCGCUCUUCUCACCAAUGAGGCAAUGCCUUCCGGCACUGCUAACUCGCCCCCAAGCGACACCCCCGUCGCCGUACUCUAUCGCUAUACCAACGGCAAGAAGACCUGGAAGACUUGGCUCGGCGGUCCCGGCGUUCACACCUCUGACGGCCUCUCCGCCUCCCCCGAUAUGAACGGUGACCUCGUCUACUCUUACACCGCAGAGAAAUACGGCGCAUACUUUGUUGUGACGGACUACUCCGGCGAUGCAUCAGGCCACUACGGCGACAGCGUUCAGUACGUCUCCAAGACCGGUACUCUCGAGACUAUCUCCGGCGCAUCAAGCUCUUGGGGAUGUAGCCACAAUACCGGCAUCGCGCUGGAGGUUGCUCCAAACCCCCCUUUCAUGAGUAUCUGUGCCGAGGACCAAGGCGCUAUCUGGUUAAACUCCAAGACUCAGGGCAUGACCAAUGACGGAGUCAAGAUCUCCAACGAGAACACUACCAACGGUGCCUCUGGAGAGCCCAUGGGAGGUAUGUCCGGCAGCUACAGUGCUUUGGCGCGCUUUGCGAAGACGAGUCGCUAUAUUUUUGCUUGGGUCUCGCGGGGUGCUGUCGAUAUUACGGAAAACACUUGGAUGGGAGAUGGAUACACACAUGUCACUAACCGUACCAACGAGCGCAAUGUUGCUAUUUCCUUGUUUACGAACAAGUACGACAAGGUCGGUGCUCAGGCUAGCUCGGUGGUUGGCGCCGAAGACGGUGAUGCUCAGGUUACCUGGAUCACCUCUGGAUCGAACGACUGCUCCAAUGCUCACGCGGCAACCUUCAGCAAUGAAUCUGCCCUGGUUACCUGGGAAGAGAUCUCGAACCCUACCUGUGAUUACAUCGCCAUGGGAUGCCGGGGCACUUUUGCUGGAUCGUACUUCCAGCAGGUGAGCCACGACGGUAGCAAGAUGGGCAGCGCUAUCAAGAGUGAAGAGAUCUACGUUGCUGGUGACAUGGUUACCAUUAGCGAUGGUCGUCUCUGCUGGCCUUAUGUUAGCAUGACGUGGGAUCUCUCGCAGGCGGUUGGUUGGGGCUUGACCGUCGCGAACACCACGUCCAUGAGCUUCGCUUGCAUGAACCUCAAUGCGUAA
Molecule: messenger RNA, 1449 nt
Organism: Penicillium atrosanguineum
Lineage: Eukaryota; Fungi; Ascomycota; Eurotiomycetes; Eurotiales; Aspergillaceae
Exons: 2
Coding region: 1-1449 (482 amino acids)
Source: RefSeq, a predicted model, not a curated record